AUGGCAUCGCGAGCUGUUUCAAAACCAGCACGUUCAACAGCGAAAUCAACUGUUAAAACACCCGGCAAAGAUCAAUUAAAAGGUGAUAAACUACCAACAAACAUCUUAGAAAUCGUACCCGGCAAAUUUAAUGAAACCGAUUGGCUAUUAUUAUUAGAAAAUGAUGAUGCAGAAGAUUUUGUUGCCGAUGUAUUCGAUAGUAUAUGGACAGAUGCAUCGAAACAAAUUCAACAAAUAUAUAUCGAUCGACAAUUGUUACCGUUUACAAUGAUGAUGACAGAAAAUGCUUUGUCAAGUGUUAUUCAAUGGGCAUUUUUAGAAAGAGAUGAGCCAAAACCAAUCGAUAGUGAUUUUUGGGCUGGAGAUGAAGAACCUAUUCCGUGUUCGAUGGAUAAUUGGGGUGAAGGUGUUGUACCGGCCUGUCGAGAAGAACGUCCACAAAGUAUUGAAGAAUCGCCACUAAUUGAUGUUGAACGUCCAGUUACCGUUCCAAUAAAUAUGCAAACGUCGGAACAUUUCGAUCAAACGCAACGUCCUUCUCGAAGUUCCUCCGUUAAUAGUUCAAUUCAUUCUAUGACUCAAACAAAACAACGUUCUCGAACAGAGAGUAAUCAUCGUCCGAAUACUAAUGAACAAUCCACCAGUGAUAAUGAUGAUGAUCAAGCAUUGGCUCGCAAGGAAUCUCUAAUCGGAAAAGGUAUCAGUCAAUUAUCUGCUGCACAAAAACCUUACAAUCAUGAUAUAUUUGUAAUUCAAAAUCAACCAACGAAGUUAGAACCCUUAUCUGGUCUGUUCUAUUCAGUACAACUUCAAACAAGCAGUUCGUCAGCGAAUUUCACAAAAACAACAACGUCUGCAUCAAAGGCUCGACGUUUAAUUGCACCAAAAGUAUCAUCACAAAUUGGUUCUGAUGCAUUUGCAUCGACCACAAAUAUAACAGCAACAACAACAACAAAAAGUUUGAAAAAAUUGGAAUCGAAAUCAUUCGUCGAUCAACAUAUUGAAGAAGUUAUUGCUAAAGCACCAAUUGCUGCUCAUUCAAUGCUUAAAAGUAUUCUUAAUCGACCGCCUGGUUAUCGAGAACUCGAGCUCGAUGAUUAUGGAAAUGUAAUUUCUAUGGUUAAGCUUGAUCCAGAUAAACUUACACGCAGAAGUAUUCAAGUAAAUUGUGAUAUUGUUAAACCAAGAAAAGCUGCCAUUGAAACACGACCACCUCCUAAGAAACCGUCACAAAUGAAAAUUUCUCAAUUUGAACCGAAAUUUACUCAUGUUAAACUUGUACUUCCCGAACAGUCGAGUGAAGUUGGUGAUCUCAUUCAACCAAUGCCUGGUGUAUUAUAUGAAGAUUCUAGAUUGAAAAAGGGUGAUCCACGACGAUAUCAAAAUGGAAUGUCAAGAUAUACGAAUUUUUACGAUGACAGUCGUCCGUUGAAACCAAUUGCACGACGAGGUGAUCUUGCUAUACUUCAAGCAGCGAGCGAUUUCUUACGUAAAUCAAAAGAUCAUAACGAUGAUGAUGAUCACGACUCUCAAAUUCCUAAAUUACAUCGACUUGCUCGAAUACCACCAAUUAUGUCUGGAUCGAGUACAUCAUCGACAUAA
Molecule: messenger RNA, 1602 nt
Organism: Rotaria socialis
Lineage: Eukaryota; Metazoa; Rotifera; Eurotatoria; Philodinida; Philodinidae
Source: the annotation of a GenBank genome assembly